Messenger RNA from Rubroshorea leprosula, 1720 nucleotides. NCBI's taxonomy places the organism in Eukaryota, Viridiplantae, Streptophyta, Magnoliopsida, Malvales, Dipterocarpaceae. The record is from the annotation of a GenBank genome assembly.
GACUUAAUUUUCAGAGCAAGUUUACCAAAUUUGCUUCAUUAUCGGAUGAGUCCAAAAGAGAAUGAGAUUUUAAGGGAAAAGCUGGAGGAAUUGCGUGACAAGGGACUGAUUCGAGAAAGUAUGAGUUUAUGUGCUAUUCCAACCUUGCUUACGCCAAAGAAGGAUGGGAGUUGGCGAAUGUGUGUGGAUAGUAGGGCAAUCAACAAGAUUACAGUUGGAUGCAAAUUCCUUAUUUCAAGGUUAGAUGACAUGUUGGAUCAAUUACAUGGAGCUACUGUGUUCUCCAAACUUGACCUUCGGAGUGGCCACCACCAAAUUCGGAUUAGACCAAGGAACGAAUGGAAAACUGCAUGAAAAGAGGAAGAAGCAAGUUUUGCUUUGGUUAAAGAAAAGUUAUGUACUGCACCUAUUUUAGCUUUGCCUAGCUUUGACAAAUUAUUUGAGGUGGAGUGUGACACAUGUGGGGUAGGAAUUGGAGCUGUACUUUCUCAUGAAAGGAAACUUGUUGUUUACUUUAGUGAGAAGCUUAGCGAUGCUCGGAAGAAGUGGAUGACUUAUGAUCAGGAGUUCUAUGUGGUAGUGAGGGUUUUGAAGACUUGGGAACACUACCUUAUUGGGGUACUAGCUGCUCAUCUAGGUAGAGACAAGACCUUAGAAGCUGUCAAAGAGCGCUACCUUUGGCCUAAAUUACAAAGGGAUGUUGAUCACUUUAUGAAGAGAUGUUAUGUGUGUCAAACCUCCAAAGGGCACUUGCAAAACACUAGGUUUUCAAAAAUGGCUCAUUUCAUCCCAUGUCGAAAAAUUGCUGAUGCUAGCAACAUGGCCAAGUUAUUCUUUCAAGAGGUGGUACGCCUCCAUGGAGUGCCCAAGUCAAUUGUAUCAGAUCGCGACACUCGGUUUCUUAGCCAUUUUUGGACAACCUUAUGGAGGAUGUGCGACGCUUCUUUAAAGUUUAGUAGUACUGCACAUCCUAAGACAGAUGGGCAAAUAGAGUCACUAAUCCAUACCCUUGGUAACAUGAUUAGAAGUAUUUGUGGGGAUAGACCCAAACAAUGGGAUUUUGCUUUAGCUCAAGCGGAGUUUGCCUAUAACAGUGCAAUACAUAGUGCCACUGGUAAGUCCCCAUUUUUUGUUGUUUACCAAAAGGUACCCAACAAUGCUGUGGAUUUGCUUAAGUUGCCUAGAACAUGUGGAAUCAGUGCAACAGCUAAGAACUUAGUAGAGAAAAUUCAUGGGGUCUAUGAAGAAGUAAGGCAAAAGCUUGUAGCAACCGACGUGAAAUAUAAGAAAGCAGUGGACAAGCACAGGGAAGAAAGUUUCUUUGAAGAAGGUGACUUGGUGAUGGUAUUUCUUUGCAAAGAAAGGUUUCCAAUGGGGACUUAUAACAAAUUGAAACCCAAGAAGUUUGGCCCAUACAAAAUCCUUAAGAAGAUCAACAACAACAUUUAUGUGGUUGACCUUCCAACGUCCAUGGGUAUUUCCCACACUUUCAAUGUGGCUAACAUCUUUCCAUAUGUUGGUUCAAUAGAAAAGAUUUACCUAGAGCUCAUAUGGAUAACUCAAGGUGGAGUUUUUCACAAGUUGGGGAAACUAAUAUAGACCUUGGUUUAGAGACAUGUCCUGUACAGUUGGGACAAGUUGUAGGCAAGCAAGGGCGGAGCCAAGAAUUUAGUUAAGGGGGCCGGCUUUUCAAGUCUUAAAAUAAUGUAUUGUAAUUUUG